AUGAGGGGCUUGCCAUCAGCUCUGGUGGCUGAACUCCGCUAUGCCUUCCAAUCCUGCUCCCGGCAAUAUGCUGCCUCGAGAAGGACUCAAUUCAGCACUUUGCACCAAAGGCUAAAAAAAUCACAGCAUCGAAAGAGCGAAAGUGUUCCAAUUCAAGUUGUUCACAGUCAACUGCAGGCUCAGAAAACAAACCUUGCUCGACCGUUGAUACCUCCAGCGCCGCGCGCAUCAGAAAACAAGCAACUUAUACCUCAGGAAGAGCAAGAAAAGUCGCUCGACGCAGGCCGCGAUGUUGAGGUUCCCUUCAAGGUUAUUCCAAAGGCUGAGAUCGCUCCAAACUUGACCCUGUCACCUAAAGAACGGCUCCAUAUCGAACAGUUGACGAGGAGAUUACCCCCUCGACCUGAACCAAAGGUGUAUAAGAAGAGAUUGCGCAUAUACACUGCCGGCAAUGGGAGGAUAUAUAUGCUCACAUUCCUUCGCUUCACCACGAUUGCGGCCCUGACUUUUGUCACCGUCAUAGUGGCUCCGGCGCACUGGGUUAGUGGGAGCUCAUUAUGGACUGUAGCUGGCAUAUGGUUUGCGGGCCUCUUGCCCUUCAUCUUUGUGAACUGGACGCUGAGACCAAUGGUGACGGAGAUCUUCCUUCGGCUUCCAGCGUCUGCUCAGACGUCCCCCAAAGUAGCGAUGGCUUAUGCGAAAAGCCUGCCAGGAGAUGCCACACUGGAUCUGAGAUUUAUGCGGUCAUUCACCAUCACUGAUGUGGUGACAUUGAGAAUCGCCGACACGAGACCGAUCAAAAGCCUCCUUCGGCCUGUUAGCUUUGCGUGGAUUGGACCGAUGGUGCAGCGUGGCAACUUUCUGAGACCGAAUCCGACUCAAUUCUAUGUACGGCCUGAAUCGGCGGGAGGACGAGCAGCAAGAGAUGUCAUUCCGGGGAUCUGGAGCAAAGUGUACGAACGACUUACUGGGGUUGAAAGCAAUGCCGUAUCCAAAUGGCGGCGAUGA
Messenger RNA from Fonsecaea nubica, 1008 nucleotides. RefSeq lists its product as hypothetical. The record is from RefSeq and is a predicted model, not a curated record. Lineage: Eukaryota; Fungi; Ascomycota; Eurotiomycetes; Chaetothyriales; Herpotrichiellaceae. Bases 1 to 1008 code for a protein of 335 amino acids. The transcript has 3 exons.